Molecule: messenger RNA, 330 nt
Organism: Fulvia fulva
Lineage: Eukaryota; Fungi; Ascomycota; Dothideomycetes; Mycosphaerellales; Mycosphaerellaceae
Product: Replication factor A protein 3
Exons: 3
Coding region: 1-330 (109 amino acids)
Biological process (GO): DNA replication; double-strand break repair via homologous recombination; mismatch repair
Cellular component (GO): site of double-strand break; nucleus; DNA replication factor A complex
Molecular function (GO): single-stranded DNA binding; damaged DNA binding
Source: RefSeq, a predicted model, not a curated record
AUGUCCGAAGCAACACCUCGCGUCCUCGCCUCGCACCUCGAGCAAUUCUCGCACCGCAACGUCCGCAUCCUAGGCAAAGUCCGCCAGCUUCGUGGCGAAACAGGCACACUUGAUGCAGGAGGACAAAUCACUUGCCAUCUCAACAGAGAAUCACACUGGCAGCUCAACCACGCCUUUGAGAUCAUCGGCAAGGUCCAGCAAGACCUUAGUGUGAAAGUAUUGGCAAGCACGGACAUGGGACCUGAAGGCAGCAUCGACUUCAGUGCCGUGGAAGCUGUUGUGGACGCCACGCACCGAUAUCACGAGAUCUUCUACGAGAAGGAGCAGUAA